This is a messenger RNA of Benincasa hispida (wax gourd), 1543 nucleotides long. RefSeq lists its product as uncharacterized. The record is from RefSeq and is a predicted model, not a curated record. Lineage: Eukaryota; Viridiplantae; Streptophyta; Magnoliopsida; Cucurbitales; Cucurbitaceae.
UUCCAAUUUCAGAGCCCCUUCCAGUCUCCUUUCCCCCAAUUCUCUCUCUCUCAAUCAAUCUCUUUCAUCUUCUCAAUUUGUCCUUUCUUCUCCACUCUCAAUCUCUUGCUGUUGAUUAUUCCUCGUCGUUAUGCUUUCCUACAAUCGCAGUCCUACCAAUGCCGGAACGCAAAUGAAGGCUAUGAUUUGAAGUUACAAGAAACUACGUAGAAAGACAGAGACUGGAAAAUGCAAGGGAAAGAAUCUGGCGCUUCCGGCUUCGCUCUUCCUGACGGAGUCUUGCAAGUCCUGCCUUCUGAUCCUUUUGAACAGCUCGAUGUGGCUCGCAAAAUCACUUCUAUCGCUCUUUCGACUCGUGUCUCGUUGCUUGAAUCAGAGUCCUCUGUUCUCCGCUCUAAACUUGCUGAGAAAGAUGAGAUCGUUGCUGACCUUCGGUUCCAGAUCGAAUCACUCAACGCUUCGCUCUCUGAGAUUGCUGAUAAACUCGCCCAGGCAGAGGAGAAGAAGGAGAGCUUGGAGAAAGAGAAUGCCUCAUUGUCGAACACUGUGAUGAAGCUUAGUAGAGAUGUUGCGAAGUUGGAGGUUUUCAGAAAGACGCUAAUGCUAUCACUUCAAGAGGAGGGAGAUAGCUCUACAGAAGUUCCAGAAGUUGUUGCUAGGAUACAGAACCAACCAAGUGAAUCUACUGCUUCACAAAUUGAAGAAGAGGUUUCAUCCUUGCCGCCCUCUAGAUAUUCAUCGGUUCAGAGCCAGGUUUCUGAAGUAGGAAGUUCGUUAGCAGAGGAUCAUGAUUCAGAUAGAGAUAGUAUACGACCUCGUAUUGCGCCUGGCCUCCUGUUAGCGUCCCAGACAAGUACACCUCGGUUUACUCCCUACGGUUCUCCUUCACUAUCAGCAUCAGUAUCCCCAAUGAGAACAUCUAGACCUGUGUCACCUGGGCGACAUUCAAUGUCAUUUUCAACCUCCAGGAACAUUUUUGAAGAUAGAUCUUCAGUAUAUUCUUCUGCUCCCUCAAGCCAUUAUGGCUCAAUUUCCUCCAACCAAGGGAGAACUCGGGUCGAUGGGAAGGAGUUUUUCCGACAAGUCAGGAGCCGUUUGUCUUAUGAACAGUUUGCUGCAUUUUUAGCAAAUGUGAAGGAUCUAAAUUCCCACAAGCAAACAAAAGAGGAGACUCUUCAGAAGGCAGAGGAGAUACUUGGCCACGAUAAUAAGGAUCUUUAUGCCAUUUUUGAGGGAUUGAUUAAUCGCAAUCUCCCGUAAUGAAAAUCAAACCAGAAAUAAAAAAUUUAAAAGAUUGGGACUACUGCUAUCAGGAUCGUUGGCAGCAACUGUACGUCCAGCAAUGCCCUGUGGUAAAUUUGUCAUGAAAAUGUGUUUUGAAAUUGUUUCCCUAAUUUCUGUCAUCAAACUGUGCAGUUUCUGCUAGUUAACGAUGGAUAUUAACUUAGAAUCGAGAUGGUACCUUGUGAAUAAACAUCUGAUUUGUUAAAAAAAAUAUAUGCACUUUAUUAUUUAAUAGAAAAAUAGGUCUAUUCUUUCAGAA